Molecule: messenger RNA, 1530 nt
Organism: Danaus chrysippus (African queen)
Lineage: Eukaryota; Metazoa; Arthropoda; Insecta; Lepidoptera; Nymphalidae
Source: the annotation of a GenBank genome assembly
AUGGUCGCUUUCAAGAUCGUUUUGUUUCUGGCUGUCGGUACGUUAUGUACGAACCAACAGGAGAAUUUCUUUCAAGAAAACCGUCGCCUGUCUAAAGCUAUAGUAGAAGCGAUGCAGGACUCGCAUUUCGACCAAGAACUACUCUUCGAUCUGAAGAAAGAAAAUCAAGUUUAUUUAAACCGAACGAUGUCCCUUGUUAUAAAAUAUAUUGUUAAAAGGGAAGUUGAUAAUUACCGGUCGCGUCGUACGGAUGCCAUCAGCCGCAGGGUGUACUCCUCGCUCGUCAUGAAGCUUAUUGACAUCGCCAAGGAUCUUCCUCGUAACACGAGCGCCGCCAGUCGUAUUGACACAGCUCAUCGAUACUACAUGUCUGUGGAGUCACGCGACAUGCAUGACCAGAUGGCAGACGUGCAGGUCUUCCACGCUUGUGCCAGGCUCUAUGACGUCAUGUUCACUGCUCCCAGAAUCAUCGCUGAAUUGGGUGUCUUGGAAGACUUAACUCCUAGAAGCCUAUUGAAAAAACUCAGAGAAUUGGAAAUCAAGCCUGUACACCUUGGUGUCGCGUUGCUCAUUCAGUACCACCUUCGAAGCACCAUAAACUUCGCGAUACGCUCCAAUGCAUUAGAAGUUCUGUCUACCAAGCCUCAAAUGGUUGGACCUCAAGUCAUAGACAUGCUGAAGGCUAUAGCAGCAAGGUUACUCCCCGUGGCCGAACUAUUAGAUAUACACUUGGCACACUCCAGUCCAGCCUUCAAGGAUACUUGCCCUUCCACAUGGCUUGGAAUCAAUUUCUUUCAAGAAAACCGUCGCCUGUCUAAAGCUAUAGUAGAAGCGAUGCAGGACUCGCAUUUCGACCAAGAGCUACUCUUCGAUCUGAAGAAAGAAAAUCAAGUUUAUUUAAACCGAACGAUGUCCCUUGUUAUAAAAUAUAUUGUUAAAAGGGAAGUUGAUAAUUACCGGUCGCGUCGUACGGAUGCCAUCAGCCGCAGGGUGUACUCCUCGCUCGUCAUGAAGCUUAUUGACAUCGCCAAGGAUCUUCCUCGUAACACGAGCGCCGCCAGUCGUAUUGACACGGCCCAUCGAUACUACAUGUCUGUGGAGUCACGAGACAUGCACGACCAGAUGGCAGACGUGCAGGUCUUCCACGCUUGUGCCAGGCUCUAUGACGUCAUGUUCACUGCUCCCAUAAUCAUCGCUGAAUUGGGUGUUUUGGAAGACUUAACUCCUAGAAGCCUAUUGAAAAAACUCAGAGAAUUGGAAAUCAAGCCUGUUCACCUCGGUGUAGCGUUGCUCAUUCAGUACCACCUACGUAGCACCAUAAACUUCGCGAUACGCUCCAAUGCAUUAGAAGUUCUGUCUACCAAGCCUCAAAUGGUUGGACCUCAAGUCAUAGACAUGCUGAAGGCUAUAGCAGCAAGGUUACUCCCCGUGGCCGAACUAUUAGAUAUACACUUGGCACACUCCAGUCCAGCCUUCAAGGAUACUUGCCCUUCCACAUGGCUUGGAAUCGUUAAUAAUAAACAACCGUAA